CCCUUCCUCCUCCUAUUUCCUCACUUUGAAAUGAAAACGAGGCAGACCACUACAGCUUUAAGGCUCCAUGUUUAACUUUCUUCAACAUUUUUUUGCAAGUAGAAAGUUUUAUUUUGUUUUACCCUUAUCUUUCUCAUUUGUAAGGUUUUUUUUUUCCAAGUAACACCAUGGAUAGGAAUGCAGGUAACGCUUUUUAUUUCCCAGAUAAUGUGCCUCUGUAUGGCAGGGACACAUAUGAGCGCUUACAAGAAGAAAAUGUUCCUGCCUCUGUAACAACAGUAAUUAACAUGAGGCCAUCUAUUCCACCACCAAGAGACCAUCUCAUCUGGUCCAUCUUCAGUUUUCUGUACAUGAACUUUUGCUGCCUGGGUUGCAUGGCUCUAACGUUCUCUGUCAAAGCUAGAGAUCGUAAGGUUAUUGGAGACAUGGAAGGAGCCCGCCACUAUGCUUCUACUGCCAAGUGCCUAAACAUCACAACUCUUACCUUGACCCUACUGACCGUGAUUAUUUUUGUCAUCCUUGUAUUUGUUGGAGUCAUUUUUUUCCCACAUCUAUAGCUCUUCUGGCAGAAGAUCCAAGUUUAACCAUUACUUCUGCCUAUGAUGUGACAUAUUCAGAACAAUGAAGAAUAUGGCAACCAUAAGCAAAAGGCCUUCAGUAUGUGUCCUGAUGACAGCUUUGGUCAUUUCUAUGUAUAGUUCAAUUUUCUCAUAAGCAAAAAAAAAAAAAGACUCUCUCAUGCUUUUAGUUAAUUAUAAAGAACAUCCAGAGCUAAUCUUUGGUGGAAAAUUACAGGAAUGUCCAACAAAACCUGAAAAAUGGCAGUGUAUAUGUUUGCAAAUCAUAUGUGGAUGGUAUUGUCUUUACUGCAGAUACAUAAUAAAGCUGUAUUUCAUUCUAAA
Messenger RNA from Protopterus annectens (West African lungfish), 902 nucleotides. Its product is annotated as dispanin subfamily A member 2b-like. NCBI's taxonomy places the organism in Eukaryota, Metazoa, Chordata, Ceratodontiformes, Protopteridae. The transcript has 2 exons. Gene Ontology annotation, cellular component: plasma membrane. Bases 168 to 557 code for a protein of 129 amino acids. The record is from RefSeq and is a predicted model, not a curated record.